Messenger RNA from Pezoporus flaviventris, 1663 nucleotides. RefSeq names its product tetraspanin 14 (gene TSPAN14). Gene Ontology annotation, biological process: protein localization to plasma membrane; protein maturation; regulation of vascular endothelial growth factor signaling pathway. The record is from RefSeq and is a predicted model, not a curated record. The coding region runs from base 665 to 1477 and encodes 270 amino acids. Gene Ontology annotation, cellular component: membrane. The transcript has 10 exons. NCBI's taxonomy places the organism in Eukaryota, Metazoa, Chordata, Aves, Psittaciformes, Psittacidae.
UCUUCCCGCCGCUGGGGCGGGAGCUUCUGCGCUAGCAGCUCCGCCCGGUCUCGGGGGUCCUCCUAGGGUGCCGGCGUUACCCUCCCAGCUGGGGGGACGCCUGUGGAAGUCGCGGCGGGAGAAGGCACUGGGAGGCCUGCAGGACCCUGUGGGGUUGGAGGAAGAGCUGUGUUUCCUGUGCGUCCCCUUUGUGUGGAGCACGGCUGCGUGUGGGGAGCAGGCGUGGCCGGAGGAACGGGUGUGCAUUUCCGCGCUUCUCGGCCGCCGGCGGGAGCAGGGGAGCAGCAGUGCGGCUCGACUCUGCAGAGAGGUACCCCGGCCCCGGUGGCUGGCCGCGUCUGCCGCGGGGAAGUUCCGGGAGUGUUGCUACGCCGUGUCCAUGGACUAGCCGAGGCAGCGGAGGGAACCUCGGUUACGCCGACCGCCGUCUCACCUCCCCCGCCCAACUUGGGGAAACUUAGCGAGUAAGCAGGCUGCUGCCCCUGGAACCUGUAAGAGCUCCAAAUCCUGACAGUUUUCCUUGCCUUUGUGCUGCACCAGCUUAGUCCUUACAUAUGAAGAUUUGAUGCUCUGCACCCUGGUGUCAUACUGAACAUAAAGAUUCCUUCAGUGGUCAACUUCUCCCUGGGAUGUGAAAAGAGCAGUCUACGCUGUGCUAUAGAAAAUGCACUAUUAUCGAUAUUCUAAUGCAGAAGUCAGCUGUUGGUACAAAUACCUGCUCUUCAGCUACAACAUUGUCUUCUGGCUAGCUGGGGUGGCCUUCCUUGCAGCUGGUCUGUGGGCAUGGAGUGAAAAGGGUGUAUUGUCUGAUCUGACAAAGGUAACUGGUCUUCAUGGUCUGGACCCAGUGUUGCUUGUGUUAGUGGUUGGAAUAGUGAUGUUUACUUUGGGAUUUGCUGGUUGUGUAGGAGCGCUGAGAGAAAACAUCUGCCUUCUGAAGUUUUUCUGUGGAGCAAUUGUGUUUAUAUUCCUGCUGGAGGUGGCAGUGGCAGUUCUGGCUUUCCUGUUCCAGGACUGGGUGAGGGACAGGGUCAAAGAAUUCUUUGAGAACAAUAUUAAAUCCUACCGAGAUGAUAUUGACCUCCAGAACCUCAUUGAUUCGCUGCAGAAAAUUAACCAUUGCUGUGGUGCCCAAGGGCCAGAUGACUGGGACUUUAACAUAUAUUUUAACUGCAGCAGUGAAAGCAAAAGUCGUGAGAAGUGUGGUGUUCCUUUUUCCUGUUGUAUACCUGAUCCUGCACAAAAAGUUGUGAAUACGCAGUGUGGCUAUGAUAUCAGAAAGAAGAGCAAGAGUCAAUGGGAUGAUCAGAUUUUUGUCAAAGGAUGUAUUCUUGCCCUUGAGGCUUGGUUACCCCGAAAUAUCUACAUUGUUGCAGGUGUCUUCAUAGCUAUCUCACUGCUCCAGAUUUUUGGUAUUUUCCUAGCCAGGACAUUGAUAUCUGACAUUGAAGCUGUAAAGGCAGGUAAUGCCUUUUGAAUAUAAAAGAAAAAAAAAAGUGUAUUUUAUAGUUACUGGUUGGACACCAAGGAGGAAGAAAUACACAGGCCAUGAAAAACUCCUGCUAAAAGCCUUAUGUGGAUUUUGCCCAGCUCAUGCUUUUUUGUUGGAAGCUGGUACAAAAACAAGAUCUCAGAACACACACCCUUUUUUCUGACAAAAUGA